Molecule: messenger RNA, 1083 nt
Organism: Saccoglossus kowalevskii
Lineage: Eukaryota; Metazoa; Hemichordata; Enteropneusta; Harrimaniidae
Product: beta-1,3-galactosyltransferase 1-like
Biological process (GO): protein O-linked glycosylation
Cellular component (GO): Golgi membrane
Molecular function (GO): hexosyltransferase activity
Source: RefSeq, a predicted model, not a curated record
AUGGUAGGUUUUGGCCAUCAUCGCCUGUCGCAACAUCGACAGUUUUUGAUAAUCGGUUAUUUGUUGGCGGUUCUGAUGACUAUUAUUUUGGUGUGCAAUCGACAAAGAAAAAGGGAAAUAGGCGAUACCGCGACACUUCCACACGAUGAUCAGUUGAUAUUGAAUGACGUCGAUGCAGGAAAUAAUAGCAGAGAGUUAAAUAAUCCUACAAUGCACGAUGUUCAGAAUCCACAUUCGUUUGAAUUUCUUGAAAAUCCCUCGCACCGUUGUCUGAACUCGCCAUUCAUUGUAAUUAUCACGCCAUCCCGACCGCAGAAUCCCGAAGGUCGAAGAGUGAUUCGGUCAAUGCGAAAACACGUAGAAGUCAUCUCAGAACGAGCAAUUGUUCAAUUGUUUAUUAUGGGGACGUCAGGUAAGACUUCUCUAGAAGAUCUUCGUAACGAAAGCAGAUUGCACAAUGAUAUCAUCCUUGUUGACUUUAUCGAUACCUACAAAAACUUGAGUCUGAAAACACUGAUGUUGCUUAAAUGGGUCAACAACUACUGCCAGCAAACUAAGUAUAUUCUAAAAGCUGAUGACGACGUUUACGUUAAUUUGCCAAAUUUGGUAAGACUUUUAGUUUCGGCUCCAACGGAAGGGUAUGUCGUAGGCAACGUGCAUUCUUUUUCACCGCCAAUACGGUCAAAAUGGAGUAAAAAUUAUGUGAGUGUAGAAGACUGGCCCGAAAAAUUGUACCCGCCGUUUCCAUUCGGAUUUGCAUAUGCGUUUUCUGUUGACAUUGCCGCACGUGUUUACCAAACUGCUUUAUCAAUUAAACUGUUUCCAAUGGAAGACGUAUACAUAGGAAUUAUAUUGAAACAGAUCGACGUGAAACCUGUGAAAAAUAAAAUGUUUGUUGAAUUCCCAGAUAUCUUCACAGAAAAGUCGUUUUUCUGUCCAAAUGAAACUAUAGUCAUGCACAUGCAUGGCUCGCGGUCACUGACACACUAUUACAAGGAGCUCUCAAGCCAGACAGGGGAGUGCAUUAGAGGUCAGGUAUUGAGGAAGAUGAGGAAAACAAGGCUAAACAGAUUUAUAAGCUAG